GAUGACAAAGGCACUAUAUUGCCUAGAGACAUUGGAGCUUGUGAUCAAAUAUGCAAGAAUGCGAAGCCACCUACGCUGAAGGAGACGCAGUAUAUAAAUUAACUUGUUUGAUGUUGGUACACACGUUAGUCCAUCAAGCACAACGUUCACAAUGUCGACCUAUCUUCUUAUCGUUGUGUUAGCAACAUUUGCUGUUUUCCUUUCAUACGGAGCGCCAAGAUCGAGUCAUGUAGAAGAUUCUUCAAUACAAAGCGACAAGUCAAUCAAAGCUAAACCCAAGCCUCCUAUAAAAGGGUUACCUGGUCUGCCAGGACCCAGAGGUAUGAAAGGUGAUAAAGGUGUCAGAGGCAGUGUAGGCGAACCUGGUCCACUUGGGCCAACUGGUAGCAAAGGAGAUAAGGGCUUCCCCGGACCACGAGGUGAUAAGGGGAUGCGUGGAGAUCCAGGUGAAGAUGGAGUUGAUGGUAGUGACGGAGCAAAAGGAGACAAAGGAGUGCAAGGCAAAACUGGCGAAGCCGGUGAUACAGGACCACAGGGCCCUCAAGGUCUCAAAGGAUUAGCAGGUACACCUGGGCAAAAUGGUCCUCAAGGACCACAGGGUGAUGCAGGCCAUCGUGGUGAUAGAGGAGAACAAGGAAGUCCAGGAAGCGAUGGUGCUGAUGGAUUGAACGGAGUAGAUGGAUCUAAAGGAGCCAAAGGAGAUAAAGGAGCUAAAGGAAACCCAGGAUCACGUGGUGAGUCUGGCAGAGAUGGCAAAAAAGGACAACCUGGUAAGCCUGGUGAACCUGGUAGCCCAGGCUCUCCUGGACCUCGUGGAAAAAAAGGUUCUAUUGGUGAGCCAGGAGAAGAUGGACCUCAAGGAUUUCAGGGACCUCGCGGUCCACAAGGCUCCCAAGGACCGCCAGGUCAAGAUGGUGAGUCAGGUUCCCCAGGACCUGAUGGGAAAACGGGUAGCCCAGGUAGACCAGGUUUUCCUGGUUCGCGUGGUCGACGUGGUGACCCUGGGGAUAAUGGUGCUGAUGGUAACCCAGGUCCAAAGGGUGAGCAAGGUGAUCCAGGUAAAGGUGGUAUCCCAGGAUUAAACCAAACAUUUUCAUGUCGAUCUGUGCAAGCUUCAGGAGGUAUCAUCAAUUGCAACAGCCUUCCCAGCAGUGCUCAUGCCACCAAGUACACAAUCGUUGGAUGUCAAUGUAGUUACGCAUGUGCAAUGAAAGUUAUCAAGGAUGGUGUAUGUAACUGCAAUUGUCCCACUCCUCAUGUUCACACGAAAGGACAAUGUUGCCGAAUGCAACUCCAUAUAUUUUUUAUGUUUCAAAAUGUCAUGCGAAUUGUCUCGUGUCUCUUUACAAAGAGAGCGGAGAAUGUUACACCAAGCUCAAAGUGUUGUCGUAUACCGUCUGUCAUUAUGAAUCGAUACACACUGAUCUCCGUUUUCCUUCUAGUUUUAACAUGGACUGCGACUGAUGCGCACCAAACGGCAUUUGAUGCUGAUCUUAUGUCGUUUAUAUCACCCAGCAACGACCUUUACAGCAUCAGUAUUUUCUUAAAAGGUGAAAGGGGCCCCAAAGGACCUCCGGGUGUUCAAGGAGAUCAAGGUGAACAGGGACCUUCAGGUCCACCUGGAGCAAUGGGCCCUAACGGUCCAGAUGGCGAUGUUGGUGAUGUGGGACCCUCAGGAAGGAAAGGAGACCAAGGUGAAAGUGGCGCAGAUGGACGUAAUGGAAAUGAUGGGGAACAAGGAAUGACAGGUGCAGAUGGUAAUCCUGGAAGCCCAGGACCUAAAGGUUGUAGAGGUGUGAGAGGACUACAGGGUGAACCUGGUGCUCAUGGUACGAUAGGAAAACCAGGACCUGCCGGACCUGAUGGGGAUUCUGGAAGCAAAGGAUAUCCCGGUAACCCAGGAAACAAUGGUGCCAAUGGAUUCAACGGUUGUGAUGGAUUUAAUGGUGAUAAGGGAGAUAAGGGAGAUAAAGGUGUUCCGGGUUCUCCAGGACCCGAUGGUGCCGACGGUAGUACUGGUGAACCUGGACAAAAUGGUUCUGAUGGACAACCAGGUGUAGUUGGUGAUCCUGGUUCACGAGGACAACGUGGUCCCCCGGGAAAAAAAGGACCAAACGGUCUCCCAGGCCCUAAAGGUUAUCCUGGUCCUGCCGGACCUGCUGGUGCUGAUGGUUCUGAUGGUGCCCAUGGUAAACCUGGUUCUACUGGACCUAAAGGUGUACGUGGAUCACCUGGGCUUCCAGGAUUACCUGGAGCUCCUGGUACUGACGGUUCUGAUGGAUCAAAUGGUCUACAAGGAAAACCAGGCACACCUGGAACACCUGGUACACCUGGGAAAAAGAAGGUGUUAAAAUGUGCAUUCCAAACAUCGAGCGGUUUACGACAUGUUUGUCAGGCAGGUCAAUUUCCCAUGGCGUGCUCUUGUCAUUUACAUUGUAAUGGUAAAGCAUGGAUCCAGAAUAACGAAUGCAAGUGUGACUGCACAACAUCCCAUAGUGCUGACAAUCCUGUUGUUACUGGGGCAACAUGUUGUUACGUCCAAUAGACAGCUCAUCUAUAGGAAAGUGGAGACUUUCUGUGAAUUAUUAAAACAUCUUACAUUGCAACGAUUUUUUCUGUAAUCUAAUAAAUUGAAUAUUAUUAUGAUUGUA
Messenger RNA from Xenia sp. Carnegie-2017, 2651 nucleotides. RefSeq names its product collagen alpha-1(I) chain-like. The record is from RefSeq and is a predicted model, not a curated record. NCBI's taxonomy places the organism in Eukaryota, Metazoa, Cnidaria, Anthozoa, Malacalcyonacea, Xeniidae. The coding region runs from base 152 to 2545 and encodes 797 amino acids. The transcript has 13 exons.